GAUUAGCUCCUGCGGCACGACCCGGGAGGGCGGACUCUUUCUUAACCCUCGCUGUCUCCCCCUCCCUUUUCCUUUUUAAAGGACGCCUUGCAAGCAGAGCUGUCAGCAACCGGGAGGCCGCUUGUACUUGGCCGCGGCCGGGCUGAUUCCUGCUCCCGUGACAGAUAGGGGCGGGGGCUGAGGGGCCGCUUGUCCGGGGACCCGCACGUGGGGAUCUCACAUUAUCCUUCCUGUGCGCUCCGCUCGGGGACCCGGCGACGGCCACAAGUCGGGGCGCCGUGCAGCCCUGGAGUUGCCAGCCCCGGGCGCGAUGGCUCCUUUGAGGAGUGGCGAGGGAGGUGGCCGCGGGUUCUGCGCGCCCCUCCUGCCAAGAGCAUUAUGAGCCGGGCAAAGGGCAGCAGCAGCAACCCCAGCAGCAGCCUCUGCCGGCGCCUCCCGCGGGCCCUCGCCAACUCGCCCCCGCGCACCAUGCCGAUCCCCGGCCUGCGGAGCCCGCGGCGCAGCCCCUGCCGCCUCCCCGGCCCCUGUUAACCCACGCGGGAGGCGGAACCGUGCUGCGCGCGGAGCCCCGGCUCAGCCCUUCGCUCUCCAGCUGCGUCCCCUUCCCGCCCGCCCAGGACGCCCAGCGGCGAUGGGGGCGCUGCUGGCGCUCUGCCUCCUCCUGGGCUGGCUGCGCUGGGGCCCGGCGGGCGCCCAGCAGUCCGGAGAGUACUGCCACGGCUGGGUGGACGUGCAGGGCAACUACCACGAGGGCUUCCAGUGCCCAGAGGACUUUGACACGCUGGACGCCACCAUCUGCUGCGGCUCCUGCGCGCUGCGCUAUUGCUGCGCCGCGGCCGACGCCAGGCUGGAGCAGGGCGGCUGCACCAACGACCGCAGCGAGCUGGAGCACCCGGGCAUCACGGCGCAACCUGUCUACGUUCCCUUCCUGAUCGUCGGCUCCAUCUUCGUUGCCUUCAUCAUCCUGGGCUCUUUAGUGGCUAUUUAUUGCUGUACCUGCUUGAGACCCAAGGAGCCCUCACAGCAGCCAAUCCGCUUCUCACUCCGCAGCUAUCAGACAGAGACCCUGCCCAUGAUCUUGACCUCCACGAGCCUCAGGGCGCCUUCCAGGCAGUCCAGCACGGCCACCAGCUCCAGCUCCACCGGGGGCUCCAUCCGCAGGUUCUCCUUUGCCAGGGCAGAGCCAGGCUGCCUGGUGCCCUCACCACCCCCGCCUUACACCACAGGCCACCCAAUCCACCUGACCCAGCCGUCUGGUUUCCUGGUGUCGCCCCAGUACUUCGCUUACCCACUCCAGCAGGAGCCCCCGCUGCCCGGGAAGAGCUGUCCGGACUUCAGUUCCAGUUGACAGGCCACGGUUAUGAGUCCACCAUGAAGUACAAUGGCAGACAGGUGGAGGGCUGCUGCCAUAGCCACAAGCAUUUCUGAGGAAAUUUCCCUUGAACCCAGCAACAUCAUGGAGGAAAGUGCUAGAAAAUACAGCGCCUUGUAAUCUUAAAGUUCUUGGCUCCACAGAAUGACUGUUAGGUAAUUGCUUUCUGGCUUGGAAAACGGUGACCGUUACAUUUCAAUUUAUGCUACUUUUAUUCAAAAUAUGCAGCUGUUCGACUUUAAAGUUACAAACUGGCUGAAGAUGUUUUAUUGGACAACUCUGCUAUACUGCUUAGAAAAGGGCCACGUGUUCUUUUUUUCAUUAUAAGUUGUUUAGUGAGUUAUAAUACAAGUAGAUACAUAAAUAAGCAAAGAAAAAUACCUGAUUUUCAUUAUCGAAGGUUCACUUAAAAAAUUAACUACUAAGUGAACUGAGGGCACAGUGCACAAUGUAUUUAUGAUUUUGGGAGCAACCUAACCAUGAAUAAUAUUAGCAUCACGAGAACAGGUACUUUUUAAAUUAAUAACUAAAUUUUGUUUAAACUAUAAGAGCAUUUUCAGAAUACGAGAUUUCAGCAACCACAUGAGGAGUUUAAAAUUUUACAUAUUUACUCAGAUGUCCAUCGUAACACAGAUCUCACGUGAAAGCAUUUCCCCAUCCACCCGAGGGAAUAUUUAUUGCAGACUUUUGUCCAGCAACAUUUAGUGUUUAAAUGAAGGUUGGACAGUUCGGUCUUAACAUUUAUUUGUAAAAUGAGUUAUGUAUAAAUGUAAAGAUUUGUAAUUUAAUGUAUUUACCACAUUGACAGUACUAAUUAUUUAGUAGUUACACUGUAAUUUUUAUGUUAAUAAUAACUGUGGAGUUUAAAAACCAGCUAUUGGUUAUAAGCAUCUAAUAUUACAUAUCUUAAGUGCCACUCAAUUCCAUGUCUGAUGACUACAUAUUUGGGCAUAUGUGCCGCCGGGUUAGAAUAAAUAAAAUACUUUAUGUUUUCGUGACAUCUAUUUGAAAUUUUAGAUCACAGUGCUUCAUUUUAUCUCUUUAAUGAUACUCUUUGAUAUUCAAUAAAAGGCAAUGUCUUUA
Messenger RNA from Ceratotherium simum simum (southern white rhinoceros), 2455 nucleotides. RefSeq names its product shisa family member 3 (gene SHISA3). The record is from RefSeq and is a predicted model, not a curated record. NCBI's taxonomy places the organism in Eukaryota, Metazoa, Chordata, Mammalia, Perissodactyla, Rhinocerotidae.